Salvia hispanica is the source of this 3080-nucleotide messenger RNA. RefSeq lists its product as uncharacterized. Gene Ontology annotation, cellular component: NSL complex; Ino80 complex; MLL1 complex. Gene Ontology annotation, biological process: positive regulation of transcription by RNA polymerase II. Gene Ontology annotation, molecular function: protein binding; G-quadruplex RNA binding. The record is from RefSeq and is a predicted model, not a curated record. Lineage: Eukaryota; Viridiplantae; Streptophyta; Magnoliopsida; Lamiales; Lamiaceae.
GACAUUAGAUCUCUAUCACCACAAAACCCUCUCAAAUGAACUAAAAUUACAGUCAAACAUAGCAAGUGAAAUCCUCAAAAUCUCACAGCAAAUGGGUGGUUAGUGUUUCCAACAAUGGAGAUUUGAGAAUUCUCGCAUUACAAAUUCAAUAUUUCGAGCCAGCAUCUCCGCAAUUGAGCUUCGAAUUGCGAUAAUUUACGUCUUCAUUUUCAAUUUUCCGAUAAAAAUCGAAUCUUUUUUCGCCCCCUUCUGAAUUUGGUGGGAAAAGGGUUUGGAUAUUUCUGUACCAAUUUCCUCUGUCACUCACGACAACCGCGUUUGAAUGUGUUGAGUUGAGAGCUCAGAAUUUCAUGGAUAGUGUUCGUUUUUUACAUCGGUGAAAUUUUCUCGUAGUGUUAGCUAAUCUAAUCAGCAGGAUUUUGCAGCUUUGGGUGAAGUGGGAAUGGGUAAUUAGGGUUCACGAGCAGCUGAUUUUGUAUGGCGACGGCUCCUGCGGUGUCAAUUCAGUGGAUUCCUGAAGAUGACCUCUUGCUGAAGAAUGCUGUUGAGGCUGGUGCAUCGUUGGAAGCACUUGCCAAAGGUGCAGUGCUGUUUUCUCGUAGAUACAGUUUACGAGAGCUGCAAGAGAGAUGGCACUCGCUUCUCUAUGAUCCUGAUAUUUCAGCCCAAGCUGCUGCUCAAAUCUUUGAACUUGAGAUUUCUGGUAUCAACCAUGCAUCGAAAUUUAACAGAGCUGAGAACCACACCAUAGGAGGUAAAGAGGUUGCGCAAAAGAGGAAACAUGCGAGCAUCCGUCGAAAAUAUUAUGCCAUGAGAAAGAAAUUCCGUAAUGAAUUAUUCAGCAACAGCAAUUUGGGAAUUUUUGAACCCAAUCCUCAUGAAUUCAGUGAGCAAAGUACUGAUUUUCAGAAACAAGUGAUGCAUGAUGCCAUACCUGACCAUCUAUUACUUCAGGAAGAGGACAUAGAUAUUUUGCGGCAUGCCUUUCAGGGUCCAAUAAGGGAUAUUUCUGUGGCAUCACGUGCAAAUAAUGCGCCGGGAGGCUAUGGAUUUGAUGGCGAUGCCACUUCCUCACUAAUAGAAGGUGGAAAUGAUAUUUUAGAGGUUGAUAUCAAAAACAGAAAAAGUUCCAUUGAUGAGAAUCCUCAUAAUUCUUCUGUUGGAUUUAAAGGUACACAACAAUUCAACCCCGCAAAUUCGGAUGGCUUUUCUUCUUUACAAACAAGCAUGUUCGAGCCCAAUCAGCCUCACUUGCGCCACUGGAGAAGAAUGCAGGAUGUUUCAGCUUCUUCAGUACCUACUAGCAUGAACUUGCAAGAUGCAGAUCGGAUUGCUGAAGAUACGAUCAGGCAUGAGUCUGAGGAUAAAGAAAAUAGCUCAACUGUAUGCACCGGUGAAUAUGGUGACCCAGACUCACUUUUGAACCUCUCGAAUGAGGAUGAGAUAUUGUUGGAGGACGUUGAAAAUUGUGCAGCUAAUAAAUGUUGUACUGAUAGUACUGGUGCAGUCAUCCAAGAUUGUAUCAAAGACGGUCAAGAAAAUGAUAAAGCAAAACCUGAACCCGAGUCUGUCACAGUUGGAGAAGUUGUUCCUUUGAUUGCUCCUAGUGCAACACCCGUGGUGUCCGAAGUAUCCAUGUCCUCUGUUCAUGGAGACCAACCAAUGAAUAGCCAGCCAGAGGUUGAUGCACCUUCAAAGUCAACUUUGAUUUCAGAUUUUACUGGACUCGGUGGUGGCAAGAUCUGCUGCACUUUGAACACCGAGGACACGGAAAUUCCAUGCAAUGAUGAUAUAUUCUUGCUUAUACAUCCAUCGACUUCAUUUGGUUCUUCUACAACACAGCCAAACUCCAUGGGUUCUAUGACAUCUGCUCAUCAAAAGGAUUAUGAACAAGGUUUAAAAUUCUCGAUGAAAGGAAAUGAAUCUGCAAAAUCUUCUGUGUGGCCUCAUAUGGUGGGCACACAGGCGGUGCACCCGCUUGUAGGUCAUACUGCCAAAACUAAACUUCAUGAUUCCAGAGAGCAGGCUUUACUUCCUGGAUUUGCUACCAAAACCAUUGGACAUUCCACUAAAGGUGGAUCACAGUAUGCAAUUCCAAAACAAUGCAGCAAUAGUCUGGUCAAGAAAGAAGUUGCUGGAGUUGAUAUAAAGGCUGGACAAAACUCAGCAACAGUCACUAAUAUAAUACAAUCAACAGAAGCAGGCCCCUCGAGAAGCCAACAUCCAGAAUCAGCUUUUGACGACUCAGAGUCAGAUGAAGUCGAAUCUGGAAUUGAUGACGAUGUACCUUAUUUUUCGGACAUUGAAGCCAUGAUACUAGAAAUGGACUUAGAUCCAUACGAUCAAGACUCCGGCAUUGUUAGACAAGUUCCAAGUUAUCAGUAUGAUGAGACCAAGAGAACCAUCAUAAGGUUGGAACAAGGUGCCCGAUCCUGCUUGAGAAGGGCUAUGACAUCACACGAAGCUCUUGCCAUCUUGUAUGGCCGCCAUUUGAGGCAUUACAUCACGAAACCCGAGGUUUUACUUGGAAGAUCAACUGAUGAUAUGGAUGUUGAUAUUGAUCUGAGGAAAGAAGGAAGAGCUAAUAAAAUCUCUAGGCGGCAGGCUAUUAUCAAAAUGGAGGCAGACGGUUCGUUCUUUCUGAGAAACUUAGGUAAGAGUUCAGUGUUGGUGAAUGGCGUUGCAGUAGCCUGUGGGCAGUUGCUGAACCUUAGCACAAGUUGUUUGAUUGAGAUAAGGGGGAUGAGUUUUGUGUUUGAGAUCAACCAAGAUUAUGUAAUGAAGAACUUGAGUAGAUAUUUCCUGAAAAAUAAAGGAAAGACGGGCAAAUCUGAUUGGUCGGCCGAGGACGAAUCAUGAGCAAUCAAAAGGGUUAAAAAGGUUCCAUGGUAAGUUAAUAUCUAGGCUUACAACCCCAGGUUGAAAUAAAUUGCUCCCCUGUAAAAUGUUAGUGUAGAUAUUCCGUGUUUUAGAGCUCGUUGAUCUAGCCGCAUUCCACACGCGCUGUCUGUGUGUUGUAUACUUUCUUGAUGUAUUAGAAAUUAAUGAGGUUUUUAUACACUUUGCCACUUUCAGCCACA